This is a messenger RNA of Capsicum annuum, 465 nucleotides long. Lineage: Eukaryota; Viridiplantae; Streptophyta; Magnoliopsida; Solanales; Solanaceae. The record is from the annotation of a RefSeq genome assembly.
AUGAUACUUAUUCCCGAAGCCCUCAAAAGGAGUGUGAGUGGGUCAGUUUUCAGUUCAUGGGAGGGUGGAUUAAUGAAUGACUGCUUUAGCUCUAUCGACAGAGGAAAUAGGUUCCUAAAGAAAGGAAAGCCACCCCCGAUCGAGCUUUCUUAUGCUUAUGACUGGCAUUCUCGGGGACACCUACAAAAAGGAGUCUAUUGGGGGAGAUCCAGCCAGAAAGACUUAUUGGAUUGGUUAUUCGCCCUCGGAAACAAGAAGUUCUGGUCCGGGAGGGAUAAUAUCAACCACUUGACGCCCAUCCGACGCAUCCGUUAUGGUUAUCUCAUAUCCCCCUUUGUCUUUUCGUAUGAUUUUGCUUACUAUACCUGCUGCUGUAGCAUUAGAAACUGUAUUCUUACUCUUGCUGCCGUCGGGAUAAAUCUGACCCCUUCCCCUGUUCCCGCCUACGUAUAUAGGAUAUUUUGA